AAAAAAUAUCUAAUCGACAUAUCUUUCGACAUAAAAUCAACUUUUAUUGUUUAUUAGCGUUGGAUACCAUAAGUGAGUCUUUUCGCAAUACAUUGAAUUAUAUAGUUAAUGAAAGCGACCGUAUUCACUAGUAUUGUAUUUUUUCAAAGUUUGGAAGACAACGAAUAAUUUUACAUGCAGACUAUUAUGAAAACCACUUACAAUUUAUACAAUUAUGUAUAUUCAUAUAAACUCGGAAUAAUUGAGUUGAAUUCCACAAUGACGAGUUAAAUCAUUUAAAUGCCAAAAAUUAAAGGAUGGAUGUUACGGAUAAUGUUGAUGGAGCUUUAGAUCCUCGAAUACAGUUAUAGGUUAUAUGCGUAAAUAAAUGAUUACUAAAUGCAAACGUAAUGCCUAAUACAGCCUGGUACCAUGUUCCACUUUGCUUUCACUUCAUUUUCAUUCUCAACGUUUGUCAAAUAAUAAAUAUUGAGUUAGAGAAUUUGAACGAUGCAACAGAUGAUAUAAAUAAACUUGAAACUGAAUUGGAUGAAGCUCACACUGCUUUUAGGCAACUAUUAUCUGAAACUACCAAAAGAUUAAAGGAAAUAUUAAAUAAAGUAGGAAAUAGUUGCGUUGAAAAAGCAAGGUGUUAUUAUGAAGCACUUGAAGUGGCACGUCAAGCUCAGAUAAAAUGUCAACAACAAGCUCAACUAUUCCAAAGAGCAAGCGAAAUUCAUGUGGCGGCAAAAGAAACUGUGGCAUUAGCCGAGAGUAGAUUUAUGUCACAUCAACAUGAAUGGAAUUUUGAUCAAGCAUGGCAGGAUAUGCUAAAUCAUGCAACACUUAAAGUUAUGGAUGCUGAAAAUCAAAAAGCAGAAUGUGGUAGAGAACAUUACAGAAGGGCAGUAUUGUUUCAUAAUGCUGAGAAAAGAUUGUUACAACUAGAGGAAAAACAUCGUCGUUCCAUAAUAAAAGCGCGACCAUAUUUCGAAGUCAAAGCACAGUGUGAUCAAAUGUUAGCAACUCAGAAAGAACGAGUCGAAUGUUUACAAAAAGCAAUACAAGAUGCAAAGACUAAUUAUGCCACAAGUCUCCGUAGGUUGGAAGAAAUUAGUAAUCAAAUACAUCAACAGCGUCGAGAUUAUGAUUUUAUAGCUAACGGACCCAGAGAACCAGGCGUUGGUGCAGAAUUGGUUAGUCCACAAAAGAAUUCAAACUAUGAUGUAGAAUUUAACCAAUUAAGUUGCAGUAAAAUAAAGGAUUUCAUGAAUAAUCAACUAAAGAAAUAUAAUAGGAUACAAGAUUAUGAUAAUGAUUAUCAGUUACAAGAAGAUACUGAAAAUCUUGGGAAAAGAUCGGUUGAUGGAAGCGAAGCAAUAUCUUCUCAAUGGGAGUUUGAGCUAGGAGCUAACAUAGAAAAUUUGAAUAAUUUAUCUGUCAAGAAUUCUGUGCUUGAUCAUGAUAGUAAAAACGAAAGUAUGUCUGAUUUACAUUUUUAUAACGAGGAAAAUGCAAAAUCAAAUAAUUUCAUACAAGAAUUAAACUAUAAACUUUUGCAAGAUACAGAUCAUUUCAUGCAAAAUUUAAGUCAAUCAAAAAAAUUAUUAAAUGAUUUUCAAAUGUUGAAAAAUUCAUUUGUAAAUACGCGUUUAACGAAACAUUUUGAAGAACCAAAUUCAGUAAAACGUGAAGUUAUUGAUUCAGUAAUGUUAAACAAACAUAAAAGUAAUUUAAAGAAUUGUGUAUCGAAAUCGUUAAAUAAUACUCCUAUAAAAACAAAUAUACUUAAUUUCAGCUCGAAAUUUACAGAAAUGAGUAUACGUCAAUGUAUAGCAAAAUAUGUGCCAAAUAAUGUUUUCAAUUUUGGUUUUAGUAAUAACAAAUCUCAAAGUAGCAGCGAUAUUAAUUUAUCUUUAAAUCUUGAUACCAAUUCCAUAGAAAAACAACAAAGUUUAGAUGAUAUUAUAGAUCAUAAGACUGAUCGUGAGAAUCUCAAAUUUGAUAAUGUUACAAAUUUAGAAUAUAAUAAUACAUUGAAAAUAAAAGAAGCUAAUGAUAAUGGCCUAAAUAACGCAAGAAAAGUCUAUGAUGCACAAUGUAAUGACUUUAACAGGAUAAAUUUACAACCGAAGUUUAGAUCUAAUUCUACACAUUUCUUAUCUUUUAGUGCUAGCUUAUCGCCAAUAGAAGUAAAAUCGAUUGAUUUAUCAAGUGAAAAGUCAUUGAAUAGAAAUUUAACUGAUUGUAAUCAAUCUGUUCCAAAACCAAAAGAAGAGCAAUUAAGUGUUAAUGAAUUACCAUUAUUGUCACUAUUUGAGGAAGGUAAUUCCUUGAUCAAUAGUAAAACUAAAAGUUUUAGUAUGAUUAAUUUAGGUGAAAACCGGAAUUUCGUACUAUCGGGUGACUUACGUUUAAAUAAUACAAAAAGCACAGAAAAAUUGGCAAACUUGAAAGAUGGUUUCUUUCUUAAGUCUACAAGAUAAAGAAUAAAAAUUACAAUCAAGUGAAACAAAUGUGAUAUAUUAUAAAUUUUAUAAUUUUUUAAAUAAGUUUAAACAUAAUUUCAUAAAUGGAAUUGUACUAUUUUUUACUUUGAGUCAUAUACAAAAGUUCAAUAAUAUUGAUUGUAUAAAUUUUGUUUGACAAGUAGCUAUAAAAUAGAAAUAAAUAUGAAUUAUUUAUCAAAAAAGAAAUUUAUAAAAAGUAAUUACAUAAAAACAACAUUUUAUUAGUGCAAAAUGUAUGCAAAUCUCAUGCAUAUCAAAUAUAGCAACUUAAUUUGGACUUUAAAAAUGUAUAUAUAAAAAAAGACGUUAUUUCAAGAAAUUCGUAUCUUCAUGAUAACAUUUUGUAACAAGUACAUAAUCCAUACUUAUGUUCAAUUAUAUUCAUUAAAUUAUUUUUCAUUAUGGUUUA
This is a messenger RNA of Bombus impatiens (common eastern bumble bee), 2898 nucleotides long. RefSeq lists its product as uncharacterized. NCBI's taxonomy places the organism in Eukaryota, Metazoa, Arthropoda, Insecta, Hymenoptera, Apidae. Gene Ontology annotation, molecular function: protein kinase inhibitor activity. Bases 390 to 2465 code for a protein of 691 amino acids. The transcript is spliced from 9 exons. Gene Ontology annotation, biological process: negative regulation of protein tyrosine kinase activity; intracellular signal transduction. The record is from RefSeq and is a predicted model, not a curated record. Gene Ontology annotation, cellular component: cytoplasm.